Colletotrichum higginsianum IMI 349063 is the source of this 735-nucleotide messenger RNA. Its product is annotated as Pex13 protein. Gene Ontology annotation, molecular function: protein binding. Lineage: Eukaryota; Fungi; Ascomycota; Sordariomycetes; Glomerellales; Glomerellaceae. The record is from RefSeq and is a predicted model, not a curated record. Bases 1 to 735 code for a protein of 244 amino acids. The transcript has a single exon. Gene Ontology annotation, cellular component: peroxisome; membrane. Gene Ontology annotation, biological process: protein import into peroxisome matrix, docking.
AUGGUCUCGGUAGCAGAGCAGUUCAGCAACCUUAGAGAUACUCUGGGUUCGAUCCUCGGCAUCUUCACGCUGAUGCGUUGGAUUCGCACACUCAUCGCCAAAAUCACCGGCCGACCACCCCCGGCCGACGCGACAGCUCUUACGCCAGCAGCUUUCGCCAAGUUCGAGGGUCGUCAGCCCAUUGGGCCCGACGGCGCUCCUCUGGGACCCCCCAAGGCAUCCCGCAAGCCGCUCUUCUUCUUCCUCCUUGCCGCGUUCGGUCUCCCGUACCUUAUGCGCAAGAUGAUUAACACCAUGGCCGCCUCCGCAGAGGAAGAGGAGCGGCGUCGCAUGGCACUGGCCGGUGAGCAACAGGCCUUGGAUCCGUCCAAGCUCGACUACUGCCGCCUGCUCUACGACUACACUCCCCAGCCCGGUAACGCCGUAAAGGAUGUCGACAUGGACGUGCGCAAGGGUGACCUCGUCGCCGUCCUCUCCAAGAGCGAUCCUAUGGGUAACCCCAGCGAGUGGUGGAGAUGCCGGGCCCGCGACGGCCGCCAGGGCUACCUGCCAUCGACUUACCUCGAAGUCAUCAAGCGACCCGGUCAGCCUCUAGCCGCUAUUAAGGCUGCCGCCAGCGACAGUAGCCGGACUAACUCGCUGACCGGCGCCGCUCCUGAGAAGGCACCCGAAGUAAUGUCCAAGAUUGGCGAUGUGUCGCCGGAAAGCUUCCAGAAGAGUGUGUUCUACAACUAA